UACAAUCGCCGUAACCUUCAAAAUUGAAGAGUUCCUCAUGCAAACAUGGCGGCCAGAGUGGUUUCGUGUCCUAUUUGGUGUCGUUUUAGACAGGCAACAUGCUUGAGAAUGACUGUAAAGUAUCAGACUCACCGUCUCCUACAUGUAUAUACAAGGCAUAUGGCACCUUUUGUAGUCCCUACAACACACUGUUCCUCUACACAUAGAUACAGUCUUCCCAUCCAAUCAAGGUGUAUGAGCACAGACAAUGCUCCUACUCCUGGUAAAGAACCUAACACUUCUAUACCUGGAUUACCUUUAGUUGAUGCAGAGAAAGGCAAUUUAGUGUAUUAUGGACCCAUCACAAAAAGCAUAAAAAUAGUGAAGAUAUUCUCAGUGUCAACAAGUGGAAUAGCAUUGUCUCUACUGCCAUUUGUUAUGCCGAAUAUUUUGGAGCUACCAGCAGUGCUACAGUUUAUGUUGGGGAGUGGAGUGAGUUUCUUCAUGUUGGGAACACCUUUGCUGAUUCAUGCCUUAACCAAGCGCUAUGUGACAGACUUGUACUAUAAUAAAGACUCCAACACAUUCACAGUAUCCACACUGACAUUCUUUUGUCGUCGUAAAGUUAGAGUGUUUACACCAGAGGAUGUUACAUUUCCUAGCAUGGCAUCAGUUCUGUGUUUCAUGAAGGUGAAAGGGACACCAUUUUUUGUUGAUCCAUCUAAGUUCAGAAGUAGAGAUGCCUACAUUAAACUUAUGGGAUAUGAUAAACCAAUGGACUUCAGUGAUAUUGAAGGUUUUGAAAAAAAGAAUGAAGAAUGAAACUGAAAGAUGACAUUUUUACUUGAAUAUAAUGUGAAACAUUUGUGCUCAAACAUUAGGUAUGAUAUUAAAAUAUUUGAAAUAAG
Messenger RNA from Pecten maximus, 887 nucleotides. RefSeq names its product transmembrane protein 70 homolog, mitochondrial-like. The transcript is spliced from 2 exons. Bases 46 to 801 code for a protein of 251 amino acids. Gene Ontology annotation, biological process: mitochondrial proton-transporting ATP synthase complex assembly. Gene Ontology annotation, cellular component: mitochondrial membrane. The record is from RefSeq and is a predicted model, not a curated record. NCBI's taxonomy places the organism in Eukaryota, Metazoa, Mollusca, Bivalvia, Pectinida, Pectinidae.